AUGGGUCUGCUGAGUUUUCUCUCGAGAAAGCCGUCGGGCGAAGGCCAGUAUCCUCCGGCCAUCCUCAAAGCACAGGCGUACGAUGCGACGGUGCCCGCCUUGCCUCCGAUCCGCGGUACUUACCCGGUAGCUGGCAAUGGACGGAGCAUCUUGGAGCAGUUCCACAAGUCUCAUCCGAAUCUGGCUUCUAUCGACCCUCACGACACUGCAGCUCCUCCGCCUCUGGUUCCUCGCACUCGACGGGAUAGCAUCCGCAGCGACGGUACUGGACAUCCGAGCACCGCAGCGUCAUCUCAGCUGGCCGACAUACGAGGUCGGUCCCAGUCAGCAGCUGGUACACGCGCGCAGCCCAAGGUCGAGCUGCCGCCGCCUCCGAAGAAGAAAUUCGGCCCCUACAGGUUGCCGCCAAAGGUGCCUGAGAACCUGCACUAUGCCUUUGACACAGCAGAAUUCACCGCGCCUUCACCCGCAUUUGCACGCACGCGCGCUUCUUCCCACAGUGGCGACUCGGGAUCGGCCAAGGCAUUCGUCGACUUAUUGGAUGCUCAUUCAUUGAUCAAACCCGGCGACUUUUAUGGUCGCGUUGAGGCGGCCGGCGCCAGGAACUAUGGAGAAGAUGUCGCCGACCGCAAUCUGGGCGAGAAUGGAAGUGAUUUGAAUUUGUCGGGACCGCAAGGGUCCCGUGCCAGACGGACCGUCCCCAGCACCAUCGACGAUGAAUAUGAAGAUGAUCAACCUCGACGAUCAAGGAAGCGACAUUCAAUGGGCUCGGGUUUACGGACGAAAUCCGCCCAUGCCAACGGUGCUCGAGACACAUUUCCUCAGAGAAUGUCUUCAAGAGUACCACAUGAGCCCGCGCAUCCCGAGAGUACGUCGAUGAAUGAGUCGAGAGUGGCUAGUAAAGCCGAGAAGACGGCCCGUCGACGGUCCUUGCCCUCCUACGCUGUGCAUUCGUCAACCACCGAUGCAACGAGGGGCUCGUCAAACCGAAGAAGGAUCAGGGUCAUGGAUCCGAACGAUUUCCCGGAAGCACUUAGGGACCGAGCUCGGGCUGCAGCUGCGCAGGAAGAUCACACGAACAGUCCGCCUGCGAAGCCAAACUCGAAAACCACCGAGUCGCCAAGAAUAACCAGGGACCAUGUGCUGCAUGCGAAAGGCAAGGCCACCGAGGACCACGCACAACACACUAGGAAGGAUUACGAGUACCGGUCGCACCAUAAAAGGAAUAGUUCUGAGCAAACCAUACCAGAGCGCGACUUGCUGAUCCGCACCAGGCCUACCCAGCAUUCGUCCAGGCGCAAGACAAUAGGAUAUGACAUGCCGCUGUCUGUACCGAAGUCACCUUCGAAGAGGCAUACCUUGCAGGCUCCCGGCGUCGCCUCCCACCGAGGAGUUAAGGAAGAAGUCACCCAACAACGUUCAACACCCCAGAGCCCCCGCAAAGCCAGAGACCGAAACAUGUCGUCACGCCACCUGGGAAGUAUAACCGACCUCCCGAAUACGCUCCACGCCUUGCCAACACCGCAACCCGCCCAAGCAUCACAAGUGAAGCCUUCUUCCGGACGACCAGUGAGCCAGGACGGGCCAAACUACCACAUUCGAAACCGAAGCAUUGUCUCUCUAUCCAAUAAAAGUAUCAUGCCCUUCGGGAUCAAGGAUUCGAUUCCGGAACGCACCAGCAGCAUUCGUCAUUGGUCCCUAACCUCGGAGACAGGAGGCUCUCAAAGUUCAAACCCGUUCAAGCCAGAAUCUGGACACACCACCAAUACCUCUCUUGACCAUGCUCCGAUCUUGUCGCUUUCCAAAACCAUGAACCUCGUCCCUGCCCUUGAGAGCCGAACGGAACCCCGCGCACGGUCGUCUGUGAAGGGUAUUGGCCUGUCAUCGCCAAUUCGAUCUGCGGCCAAAUCUCAUCGGCACAAGACUUCGAAAGAUUUCAACAUUGACGACUACAUUUCUUCAGACGACUCGUACCAUUUGCCGUCGCGGCCACGAGGCGAGGAUGAGAGAGACCUGCUCUUCGCUGACGCGGGCUUUGGCUUCACCGGGUCACAACUUCCUGGACUACCCGGGAUGUUUGAUAUUGCCUCACCCAAAUCUGUAUCAUCUCGGUCUGAUCGGCCAAAAAGUUUGAAGGCGUCCCGGACUCCCUACCACUUGGUUGCUUUUAGUUUCAGCAACGUGAACGAGCUGUCUACAGGAAAGGGCCCUCAACACACAAACUCUCAAAACAGAGUAUCGCACUUUCAGAUGCCGGCUUUCAGCUACACAGACUCAGAAGACGAGGAUGGCGAUGGAAUCGUGAAUUCGUCCGACGAGGAGUUGAGUUUUGAUAUUCCUUUCAGCCGGACUGGUGCCCCUCGGCGGGACAACCCGCGAGGCGCAAUGCCGUGGCACGAAAACGACACGACGCGUAUUGUCGAGGAAGAGGACGCUGACUUGGACGACUUCUCGGCUAUCAUCCGACGACGCAAGGAGGAGAAGGCGAAGCGCCGAGCGAGCCAUACCUCCCUACGUCGGGUAAAGGGUAAGGGGAGGGCGCCCGACAUGCCCCGACUGGGGCUGGACGACCUUUCUGGGUACGCCGACGCGGAGUGA
This is a messenger RNA of Anthostomella pinea, 2598 nucleotides long. The record is from the annotation of a GenBank genome assembly. NCBI's taxonomy places the organism in Eukaryota, Fungi, Ascomycota, Sordariomycetes, Xylariales, Xylariaceae.